Molecule: messenger RNA, 3877 nt
Organism: Thermothelomyces thermophilus ATCC 42464
Lineage: Eukaryota; Fungi; Ascomycota; Sordariomycetes; Sordariales; Chaetomiaceae
Exons: 2
Coding region: 233-3751 (1172 amino acids)
Biological process (GO): error-free translesion synthesis; error-prone translesion synthesis
Cellular component (GO): nucleus
Molecular function (GO): deoxycytidyl transferase activity; damaged DNA binding; DNA-directed DNA polymerase activity
Source: RefSeq, a predicted model, not a curated record
UGCAAGUUGCCACCAGUCAAGGCGUCAACUGCGCCCGGCGCGAACGGCCUUUCUCGAACGGAUAUAACAUGGCAGCUUUUGCAGGCUAUCCUUUCGCUCCCACGUUCCUCUCCCAACAACAUAUUUCGAUGAAGUGAACCGAAUAACAACUAGCCGGACGCAGCGCCGGAUUCGAUGAUGUCACUGCUGCUUCCCCUCUCCCAUUUUUUUCGUUUGCACUAGCAUUCCCAUCAUGGGCAGCCGCCUGGAAAAGAACUCGGAGGCCGUGCGGAAACGCAUAGCCAACCACGAGUUCAACGACGAAGAUGGCGAGGAGUACGAGGCGAACGAGUUCGGGGGGUUUAGCGACUACUUCCGGAGAAAGAAGAUCAAGCUACAAAAUCUCGACGUCGAACUACGCGCAGCUCGCGGAGACAAGCCCCAGAUAUUCAAGGGCAUUGUGGCUCACGUCACAGGCUACACCCAGCCUCCGCUCCACGUCCUCCACAAGGAGCUGGUCCAACAUGGCGCCGCCUUCCUGCAGUACCUGGACUCGAAGACCAUGGCGACACACAUCAUCGCCUCGACCAUGCCGCCAAAGAAAGCCGUCGAUUUUGCCAAGUACCGCGUCGUCAAGCCGGCCUGGGUGAUGGACUCGAUCAAGGCCGGGAAGUUGCUGCCCUGGUCAGACUACCGCGUCAUCGACGACGGGCCAAGGCAAAAGACGAUUAAGUUUGACCGAGGCAAGAUGCUCAGUCAGGCGGCCCCGCAGUCUCCAGCAGGCUACCGCGAACAGACUCAGAACAGCUUCUACGCGAACCAGUUCCAGAAACCCUCGCAGAGUUCCUCCGGCAGUAGCAGCCCGUUUCAGCCCCCGUCUGCAAGGAAAACCGCCUCAACUGCCCUCGAGGCCAUCGACGACUUUGACGACGCCGACGUGGACGCAGUAUUUGAGGGAUCGGCAGCCUCAAUUGGCGCGGCCCCAAGCGAUGCGCCCGCGUCAAAUGCGCAGCCGCUCCAGGAGGGUAAACCCCAGGGGGCGGAGGCUCUCGGAUCUGAACAAGCCGUUGACCUGCCGCAGCCACAAAAGUUGUCCGGGAAAGCGACGACUUCGGAAGAACAUAAUGCUCUGCUUCUCCAAGAUCCCAAGAUUCGCAACUCAUCCACCGCCAACCCCAACUUUCUGAAGCAGUACUACUCGGAAAGCCGCCUGCACCAUCUGUCCACAUGGAAGGCACAGUUGAAGUCGCGCAUGAUGGCCAUGAUGGCGGAAAAGGGACCGGUAGCCAGGGGCAAGCGCACGAGCGGCUCCCGUCGCUACAUCAUGCACGUCGAUUUCGACAGCUUCUUUUGCGCCGUAUCUCUCAACCACCAUGCCCCGGACUAUCGCGACAAGCCCGCGGUUGUUGCCCACAGCACCGGCAGCGGCUCGGAGAUUGCUUCCUGCAACUAUCCCGCCAGGAAAUACGGCGUGAAGAACGGCAUGUGGAUGAAAGAUGCUCAGGAGCUUUGCCCCAGUCUCAAGGUGGUUCCAUAUGAUUUCCCCGCCUACGAGGAAGCGAGCCGGCUGUUCUACGAUACAAUCCUUGGCGUUGGAGGUGUGGUCCAAAGCGUCAGUAUCGACGAAGCUCUGGUCGACAUCACCGAUGUCGUGCUCUCGGAGACCGGUUCUAAUGGCGUCGGGGUCAGCGAAGGCAGCGUCUGGCGGGAACAGGAGAAAGCUGACCAGAUCGCGACGACGCUCCGCGCCGAGAUCAAGAAGAAGACGGACUGCCACGUCUCCGUCGGCAUCGGCGGGAACAUCUUGCUCGCCAAGGUUGCCCUGCGAAAGGCAAAGCCUGCAGGCCAGUACCAAAUCCGGCCCGAGGAGGCCUUGGACACGCUCGGCGAGCUCAAGGUCGAAGACCUCCCCGGUGUUGCUUACAGCAUCGGUGGGAAGCUCGAGGAGAUCGGCGUCCUGUUCGUAAAAGACCUGCGCCAGACCUCCAAGGAGCGCCUGACCACUCUGCUGGGUCCCAAAACGGGCAAGAGGCUGUGGGAGUAUGCUCGGGGAAUUGACCGUGCCGAGGUCGGAGAGCAGCCCGUCCGCAAGUCAGUUUCGGCCGACGUGAACUGGGGCAUCCGAUUCGUUAACCAGGAGGAAGCGGAAGAGUUUGUCCGCAACCUGUGCAAGGAGCUUGAGCGCCGGCUUCUGAAUGAAGGUGUCAAAGGCAAGCACCUUACUAUGAAGAUCAUGAGACGUGCGCUUGACGCGCCCCUGGACCCGGCCAAGCAUCUGGGCCAUGGCGAGUGCGACACGUUCACCAAGAGCGUCACUUUCGGUGUUGCUACCAAUGACAGUGGAGCCAUCGGCAAGGAGUCCGUUGGCAUCUUGCGCUCGUUCAAGUUUAGCCCCGGCGACCUCAGGGGCAUAGGAGUGCAGAUGACCAAGCUGGAGCCUAUCAAGCCGUCUGCUGCUCCUGAGGGGAGCCAGAAACGACUUGACUUUGGCAGCGCAGCUCCGCCAACCAAGAGGCCCAAGAGAGAGCCGGUACACGAGGAGCCUAACGCGAGACCCCCGAGCCGUCGAUUGUCCGGACGGGAGGUCCAGGACGACCCCAUCACGGUAGACCCCCUGACACCUCGGAAACCCAAAGUACACCCGGCCCUAGCGCUGGCCAAGGCGAACGCAGCCGACGAGAAAGCCAAUUCACCCCUCAACAUCACGGGAACUCAGUUCAUCAUGCCUUCCAACGCCGAUCCCACGGUGCUCGCCGAGCUUCCACAAGACAUCCGCAGCAAGCUAAUGCACCAACCCCAACGACCUCCCACUGCCCCAUCCCGCGAGGCAUCCCCGGCCGUCAAAUCCCGUUCUCACAGCCCAGCCGUAACGGAUGGCAUCCCUUCGGACGUCGACCCGGAAGUCUACAACGCCCUCCCGGAGGAGAUGAAAGCUGAGAUCCUCGCCUCCUACGGCCGGAAGAAGCGGGAGUCAGGCGGACAGGUCCUGCUCCCUCAGUCUCCACGCAAAGACAGGAUCAUUCAGCGUCCCAAGGAGAGGUCGACGCCGACCAAGCGGGGCGACAUUAAGUCGUUCUUCAGCCGGGCGCGGGACCGCGAGCGCCGGCAGGACGCCGAGGCGGGGCUGAUGCAGGCGAGCCUGGCGCCGCCGGUCAAGCAGCAAGGGCCUACGGAGCCCAGCGGCCUGGACGCCGCGGCGGUGCCGGAGAGCCUGGACCCGGAGUUCCUGGCCGAGCUGCCGGAGGACGUGCGCUGCGAGGUGCUCGAGGACCAUCGCCGGCGCCGGUUUGCCGCGCAGAAGUCGGCCACGGCCGGGCUGGGCUACCACGUCCCCGUCUCGCCACCGUCCCCGCCAAUACCCGGGCGCGGGAUGGCUCACGAGCGAGCGGACCAGGGGGGUACUGGAGGCGUCCCGCAGGGCCAGACGCGACUCAGGUUCCCUGCGAAACCGCCCAAGGUGGCCUUCACUCAGUCCGGGCUGACAUCGGUGAAAGAGGUCAAGGAGAUGGUUGGGGUGUGGCACGGGGCAACACAGGAGGAGGGGCCGCACCAGGCCGACGUGGAAGUGUUUGAAAAAUACCUAGCAAUGGUGGUGGUCGAGGAGAGGGAUAUGGAAAAGGCGAGGAUGCUGGUCAGGUGGUUGGGGUGGUUGGUGGAGGAGGGGCCGGAAGGAUCAGGGAAGGAGUCGUGGAGGGAGGCGGUCGGGACGGUGAAAGCGGCGGUUCAGAGGGCUGUAAAGGAGAGGAGUUUGGGGGCUAUGGAUUUCGGGUAGCCUCUGUACAUGUGUGCGUGCGUAUAUGCUGUUUGGGAGGGAGCAGGAGGCAGGGAAGGAUGUCCUGAGAUGCGACAUUCGUGGCGAAAAAGGAAGUAGUUACGGAACUGUUGGGAGAUGAACAAA